This is a messenger RNA of Eutrema salsugineum, 690 nucleotides long. RefSeq names its product ethylene-responsive transcription factor ERF110. Lineage: Eukaryota; Viridiplantae; Streptophyta; Magnoliopsida; Brassicales; Brassicaceae. Gene Ontology annotation, biological process: ethylene-activated signaling pathway; regulation of DNA-templated transcription. The record is from RefSeq and is a predicted model, not a curated record. The coding region runs from base 1 to 690 and encodes 229 amino acids. Gene Ontology annotation, molecular function: DNA binding; DNA-binding transcription factor activity. The transcript is spliced from 2 exons.
AUGUCUGCCAUGGUCUCCGCUUUGACACAGGUUGUUUCUGCUCGCUCUCUAACAUCUUCUUCAUUUGAGACUCAAGGAACCAACUCUUCUUCCUCUUCCGUUGGACAUGAGAGAAGAAAGCUUGGAAUCAAUUCAGCUAUUCCCUUGUCAACAUCGUCGCUCGAUCGGGUAGAGUCAUUCCAUAGUCCGAUCGAAGAAUCCACAAGCAAAGCGUUACCUGAAGAAGUGAAGGAGAAUAGGAGGAGAUACAGAGGAGUAAGGCAAAGACCGUGGGGAAAAUGGGCGGCUGAGAUACGCGAUCCACAUAAGGCCGUUAGAGUUUGGCUCGGGACGUUUGAUACAGCAGAAGCAGCCGCUAGAGCCUAUGACGAAGCUGCACUCAGAUUCCGUGGAAAUAAAGCAAAGCUCAAUUUCCCGGAGGAUGUAAGGAUUCUUCCGCCUCGUCUUCCUGCUCCUCGGCCCCCUUCUCCUCUUCUGUCAUCUGCAACAGUGAAGGAUGUAGGAAAAAAGGAUAUGAGGGAUUAUUGGAGUUAUUUCCAGUUGUUGCAGACCUCAGACCAACGGACACUUUUCGGGCGAGGACAAGAAGAGAGUACCAACGUAUUGAAACAUUCACCAACGGAACGAUCUCUGCCUCCUUCAAGUUCUGGUCCAAGUUCCUCUGAUUUUCCAGGACCUUCAUCGGGCUAA